GUCUGGGGUUCGGGUAACUCGUGACAUUCCUGAUAUGUAUGCAUUAUAGUAGGUUUAUUUCUAAUAGCCUCUUUGGGUGAGCUUAACUUAUUGGGUGAGUUUACAUAUAUGUAUAUUUGGGUGAGCUUACAAAUUGUGUGCAGAAACUGAUUUUAAAAAGUGAAAGACGAAAUAAAAAAGCUUUAAUUUUUGUUUAAAUAAAAUUUAUUCAGUUCUUGAUUUUGAAAUGGUUAACUUAUCAGGCGUUUUAAUUGGCAUACAAAGAGAAAUAGAGGAUGUCAAAAAUCUUGUUACACUCGUUAUUGUUGUUAUUGCUGGUCUUGUUUUGUUGUCUGGUUCUGCACUUUUAAUUAUUUAUUUUCAAUCAAUUAUAAAUUUUGUAAUUGCAAUGUAUCUAUGGUUGAAUCUUAUUGGUUUAUGUAUCAUUUUUGUUGCAAUAAUUGGUUUUAUCGGAAUGGUUUUAAUCAAAAUUGUUAAAGGAAUUGUUAGAGCUGUUAAAAACUUGUUUCAUAAAUUAAUUGAAUUAUUAAGAGGAAGCGGUUAA
Messenger RNA from Meloidogyne enterolobii, 544 nucleotides. The record is from the annotation of a GenBank genome assembly. Lineage: Eukaryota; Metazoa; Nematoda; Chromadorea; Rhabditida; Meloidogynidae.